UACAUGCAUGAUUAACUUGAAUUUCGAGAGUGAUAUCGGCUUUCUGUAUUUAUGUAGAAGCUGACAAUGUAGGCCAUCCAUUCCAGAGUAGCAAAAUUCCCACAAAAAAUAAAAAAUCUCUUUAUUUAUCAUCUAUAAAACAAAUCUCCUCUAAUUCUUUCUUGUCAUUCUGUUGACGGAUUCCCAAAAUAGAAAACUGAAAUUAACAACCUUUAGCCAUAGAACACCAAUAACUUAUCCUCCAAGAAAGGAAAAACCAGAAAAAGGUUUUUAAGAAAAAAACCAAAAUCACAGAGCUCACAUAACCUUCAUAUCAAAACCCAAAAUCACAUAGCUCAUAUAACCUUGAUCUCUCUCUCUCUCUCUCUCUCUCUCUCUCUCCGGAAACCUGCUUUCCUGUUUCAAAAAGAAAAAAAAAAAGACAGUUUGGCUUGUAAGCUUUGUCAAACCUUUCUUCAUCUUCUGAGGCUCGAGGUUUUUAAUUAGGCGGGUUGAGUCGGAGCGGUCUUGAAUGAUCUUUGCAUAAUGAUCAUAUGUAUUCAUUCGAUUGCCGACUUGAAUGAAAUAGGCGGGCUUUGUUGUUUCGGCACCGACCACGGCCGGGGCAAAUGAGAUUGGAGAACAGAAGUGGAGGAUAUUCUAUCACAGCACAUGCGCAUUGGGGUCGAAGAUGAUGGAGAUAGGGAGGUGGAGCACGUGGGAUGAACUUUUGCUCGGAGGCGCCGUGCUCCGGCACGGGACCGGAGAUUGGGACCGGGUCGCAUCGGAGCUGCGAGCCCGAAUCGUUUGGCCGUGUGAAAUCACCCCUAAGGUUUGCAAAGCCAAGUAUGAGGACCUGCAACGGCGAUUCUCGGGGCGCACAGCUUGGUUCGAAGAAUUACGAGAACAACGAAUCGCGGAGUUGAGGCGAGCCUUAGAGCAAUCUGAAAGCUCCAUUGGGACUCUGGAAUUGAAGAUCGAAUAUCUCAAGGCAGAGAGCGGACCUUAUUCCAAUGUCGAUUAUGACUCCAGCCGGACAGUAUCGGUUGUACCAGUUCAGAACUCAUAUGGAGCUAAAUCAUAUCGAAGGCAGACACUGGAAGGUGCGCUCUCAGAUAGCCUCACUCAAGAAGUCUCUGCUAACUCCUCAUCAGAUGGUCGCGUUCAGCUUUCACUUUCAGCUGACGAGAAGAAGACUAAGCCUGGUAUUCCCAAGUCGUCUAAGCGAGACAAGGAUCGCAAGAUCGAUAUGAAGCUUCAGGAGCUAUGCAGAGGUCAAGGUGGCUUCCUUAAGAAGAAGAGAGGCCUGAGAAAAAGGAAGAAUUGUGUCGUGCAAAUCAAAGAAGGGAGUGUAGGAGAAAGCCAAUUCAUGGGCCCGGCCGAUGUUUCGACGGAUUCUCAGAGUCGUAGAGGUCGGAGGAAGGAGACCGUCAACGAUCUGAUGAGGAUCUACGAUUCUGUCGUGGAGCACAAGAGCGCCAACAUAUUCUAUCGCCGACUUAAUUGCCAGAAGAGAGGAAGAUACAAGAGAUUGAUCCGCCAACACAUGGAUUUUCACACCAUAAGAUCAAGAAUAACGGGCCUCACCGUAACGUCUUCCACUGAAGUAUUCCGAGAUCUUUUGCUCCUCGCGAACAACUCAUUGGUCUUCUACUCCAGAAGGACAAGGGAGCACAAGUCUGCGUUACUCCUGAGAGACAUUGUCACCCAAAAGCUGAGGCAACACUACAAAGGAUCCAAUUUCGUCCACACCGAAACUCCGGUCAGGCCUCGAAGCACCGUUCGUCGCGGGGCGCACAAAUUGCCCCCGAGGGCUUCGAAUGCCAAUAACACGGUUUGGACAGCAUCAAUAGGAAGCAAGAGUGCAGGCAACUCCGACUCCUCGCCAUCGGCGGAGUCUUCGGCUAUUGGCAAGAGAAGUUCGAUCACGAAUUGGCGGCGAAAACGUAAAAAUACAAGUGAUGCCCCGAGAGCUGUGAGGUCUAAUAGGGGAAGAAAGAGAGUCAGGACAAGGUGAACAAGUACAUGUAAAAUAGUUUCUUCUUUAGUAUGAUGGACUUAGAUGCAAAUAUUUGUAGGUUCAGGGUCUUUUUGUAGUACAUGUAUUAUGCUUCUUUCGUCUCCUGUUAUUUUGGGUUCCUAAUCCAAUUGGAACAAUAGGCUUUAACGUUGCUGUUGAUGUACAUUCAUGUAAGUCUUCCUUGGAAAAGCAAACUCUAUUUAUGUCAUUUUGAUAAA
This is a messenger RNA of Rhodamnia argentea, 2217 nucleotides long. RefSeq lists its product as uncharacterized. The transcript is spliced from 5 exons. NCBI's taxonomy places the organism in Eukaryota, Viridiplantae, Streptophyta, Magnoliopsida, Myrtales, Myrtaceae. The coding region runs from base 671 to 1996 and encodes 441 amino acids. Gene Ontology annotation, molecular function: protein binding. The record is from RefSeq and is a predicted model, not a curated record.